AUUAAGGAUGAAUAAGAUCAAUCAGAGUCCUUGUAGAACGACUUAGGAAGUUUCUGAUCUUUCAAAAGCUUCUGCUAAUUAAAAGUUAUUUAACUAAAAAAUAACUGAAUUAGAAAAUAAUAUAAGACAUCUUGAAUUAACAAAUUAAAAAUUAAAUGAUCAAUUAAAUGAUUAGAAUGUUGAAAUGAAUAAAGAAAAACAAAAAUUCAAAAAUUAAUAGAAUGCAUCUGUUUAAAUUCAAAAUUAAAAGGAUCAAUAAAUUCAAAAACUGAUUGAUGAAAACCAAAAGUUAUGCAAAGCCAUUAGAAAAUUAGAAACAGAUAUAAGUAGACUUUAAUAAGUCAAAGACGAAAACAUGAAUUUAAAAUAAGAGAUUCAAGGACAAUAACAAGAAAUUGAAGAAUUGAAAUAAUAAAUUCCAAAAAAUGAGAAUAAAUGGUCAUCUGAUGCAGCACUAGGAGUUUUAGCCUCUAAAAGAAGCUAAGAAAUUUUACUUUUAAAAAAUGAGAAUCAAGAAAUAAAACAAAAGAAUUAAGAUCUUUAAGCUAAAUUAAAUACCAUAUUAAAAGAAAAUUCAUAAUUAUAAUCAAUUAUUUAAUCUGAAGAUCCAUCACAAAGACUCAAUUCUUAAGCUAGUUCAUCUAAAUAAUACAAUUCCUCUGGUAAAAAAUAAGAUUAAACUAAUUAUAUUUUGAAUGAGCAAAUCAAUCAAUUAUAAAGAGAAUUGAAAGAUGCAAAAAAUAUGAUAGAAAAGUUAAAAAAAUCAAAUACUUCUAAAAAUUCAAAUAGCACUACUCCCAACAAUAAACCUUAUUCUAGUAUUAAUUUGAGUAAUUCUAACGAUAAAGUGUAAAAGGCCUAAUCUUUCAAUAAUUCAGAAAAUGAUAGAGACAAAAAAAUAAGAGAUCUUGAAGAUUAAUUAAAAAGACUUGAAUUUGAAAAAUAAAACAUAGCAUAAAAUAUUAGAUUAGAAUGUGCUUAAGAUAUAAAAUAAUUAUAAGAUAAAUUAAGAGAAGAAUAUGAAGCAAAGUUACAAUUAGAAAGAGAAUAAGAUAAACCAUCAUAGGAGUAAUUAAAGAAGUUAAGUCAAGAUAAUCAGAAACUAUAAAUCACUGUUCAAAGAUAGAAUAAAGAAAUUUAAAAUAUGGAAAAAAAAUUAACGGGUAUUAAAAUAUUUAAUUUAUUUGAUAGAAUUAUUAAUUACUUAAGAGGAUAUUCAAUAAAGUCUAUAAAAAGAGAAGUAGUUUUAGGACUAUUUGAAAUAAGAAAAAGUUAAACUUUAAGAUUAAUUAAAAGAAAAGUAAAAGGAGAUUAAUGAACAUAAGGAUGACAUCUUGAAAUUAGCUAAGGAACGAUAAUAAUUGAAAGAUUAAUUGGAUAAAUCCAAAUUUGAAUCUAGAUUAAAUUAAAGCUAAAAUAGCAAUAAACCAAUUAGCUAAAUAAGUGAAUUAAGUAAAAAAUAUAAAUGA
Messenger RNA from Paramecium sonneborni, 1469 nucleotides. The record is from the annotation of a GenBank genome assembly. NCBI's taxonomy places the organism in Eukaryota, Ciliophora, Oligohymenophorea, Peniculida, Parameciidae.